AUGGCGACCCAGAAGAUGACCAAGAACCAGAUGAGGAGGGCAAAGAAGAAGGAAGAGAAGAAAGCAAAGGCAACUUCUGUUUCACAAACUCCGGAGCCAACAUCAGAAAAGACCGGUCCCGUCGAUAGCAACGCCAAGGAAGUCCCCGUCUCAAACAUAGAAGCUCCCGAAGUUAAGAAAGACGGGGCUGCAGAAGAUAAGAUUGCGAUUGAUGGGCUUCCGGAGUUCGAUGAGGACGAUCCCAACUUUGCCCUGUAUCGCGACAUUAUCAGCAAGUUCACAGUACCCCUGGACGAGGAUGGUGUUCCACGCGACUCGAAAAACAGGGGCAAAGAGGAGGUCUUCUAUGGCGAUGACGACAACUAUGGAUCAGAGGACGAGGAGGCCAGUGGUGAAACCAAAUUGUCCAAGAGGAAGCGCAAAAAGCUUGGAAAGCUUUCUAUCGCGGAGCUAAAAGCGCUCGUCAGGAAUCCAGAGGUCGUCGAGUGGCAUGACGUCUCAUCAUCGGACCCGCGGCUGCUUGUACAAAUCAAGGCUCAGCGCAACAUCGUCCCUGUGCCUGGUCACUGGUCGCUCAAGCGCGAGUACCUCUCGAGCAAGCGCGGUAUUGAGAAACCGCCAUUCAGGCUACCAAACUUUAUCGCAGAGACUGGCAUCACGGAGAUGCGUGAUGCUGUGUUGGAGAAACAGGCAGAGCAGACACUGAAACAGAAACAGAGAGAACGAGUCGCGCCCAAGAUGGGCAAACUUGACAUCGACUAUCAAAAGCUGUACGACGCCUUCUUCCGAUUCCAGGAGAAACCGCCCCUCACCCGCUUCGGUGACGUUUACCACGAGGGCAAGGAGUUUGAAGCAGACUACAGGUAUUUUAAGCCUGGUGAGCUCAGCGACGCUCUUAAGGAGGCACUAGGGAUGCAGCCAGGUUUCCCACCCCCUUGGCUCCUCCAGCAGCAGCGCAUGGGGCCGCCUCCUUCCUAUCCUACCCUGAAGAUUCCCGGUUUGAACGCACCACUUCCAAACGGCGCCGCGUGGGGCUUUGCUCCAGGGCAGUGGGGCAAGCCUCCCCUGGAUGAGUACAACAGGCCAAUCUACGGCGGCGACAUUUUCGGCAUUUUGGCCGGCAACCCGGCCGGUGCCCCAGGUGCACAGCAAACAAUUGGCGCUGCACAGGCGGGAGAGCCGGUCGAAAAGACGUUAUGGGGCGAGCUGCAGCCUCCUGCGGAAGAGUCCGAAGACGAGGAGGAAGAUGAGGACGAGGAAGAGGAGGAAGAGGAGGAUGGUGAUGUGCCGGGCGGACUGCAAACACCGAGUGGCCUCGAGACGCCUGGCGGCUACACCACUUCUGUAACCGAAAUCGGCGCCAGCGGUGUUGAGAGCAGCAUGGGUGGAGAGUUCGACUUGCGCAAGCAACGGCGUGGAUACGAGACGGAAGAAUCUACAGCAGGACCGAGAUCCGCGUACACAGUCAUCCCUGAGCGUCAAGCUCCAGCAACGGGCUUCUUUGGCAGCGACAGGGUAUACGACUUGUCCAAAAACCAAAACAGAGGACCCGUCCUGGGACAGGACGACGACAGUGGGCGGAAGCGCAAGAAGCCUGGCGAUGUAGACGUUGCGCUGGAUCCGGACGCGCUGGUUGGUCAGGAUGGAAUCAGUAAGGACGAGCUGCGGCGGAAGUUUGAGGAAGGUCGGAGGGAGGAAGGACCGGGUGCGAAGUGGCAGUACGACGAUGACCUUAGUGAGAUGAUUGCUCAAGAAAGCCGCAAGCGACAAAAGAGAGACGAGGAGAGAAGAGGAGGAGGUGGUGGUGGCGGGGCUGAGAAGAAAAAGGAGGCCAAGUACAGGUUCUAA
Molecule: messenger RNA, 1848 nt
Organism: Pyricularia pennisetigena
Lineage: Eukaryota; Fungi; Ascomycota; Sordariomycetes; Magnaporthales; Pyriculariaceae
Exons: 2
Coding region: 1-1848 (615 amino acids)
Biological process (GO): mRNA splicing, via spliceosome
Cellular component (GO): catalytic step 2 spliceosome; U2 snRNP; nucleus
Source: RefSeq, a predicted model, not a curated record